CCCUCAUUCACUCAUCCCAGCCUAGCGCAUGGUGAGGGAAGCAGUGCGGUGGUGUGAGAGACCAGGCAGGAGUUAUCCUCACACUGUGAGAGACAGAGAGAGAGAGAAAAAGAAAGGAAACAAGAGAGAGAGGGAGCAAAAGAGGAAGAAGCAAAAAGGGGGAAUUAAGGAAAAAGAGAGAAACAUUAAGCGCAUGGUAAAAGGUUUAUAUGGCUGACUGAGAGAAAUGUAUAUAUAAACAGAUGAGGAGAUAGAAGCAGGGUGGAAAGGCUAGAAGCAUGUGACAGAGUGAAAGAGAGCAGACAGAGCGAGAGCUUUUGUUGUUAGACUAGAAGCACACGAGAAGCAGACACUGACUCCCAGACACUGGGUUCAAGACAGGGAAGAGAGAGGGGAGAGAAAGAGACGUAUACCAUGCUAAGGAGAAAAAGGAGCGUGUCAUUUGGAGGGUUUGGAUGGAUCGACAAGAAUACGGUCAGUGCACUCAGAGCAAGGAAGCAGGAGAGAGAGCUGGUGACCAUCUCUAAUCCCCCGGCAGACUCUCCCCCUUCUCCCCCACGCACCGCACCCCCAACAAUGAAGUCUGCCCAUUUCUUUGACACGAUAGAGAAGAUGGAGAAUGACUACAUCCCAUACCCCAGGAUAGAGGAGGUCCUGGAGAGGGGUGGUCCAUACCCACAAGUGAUCCUGCCUAAGUUUGGGGGGUACUGGAUUGAGGAUCCUGCUGCCCCAGUCCUGACACCUCCUUCUCAGGACCCUGGUCUGUAUGAAAGAGUGGAUGGAGCGCAAGGAGGAGAAAAGGAAGAGGGGGACGCUCCCCCAGGUGGUUAUUGGUUCCGGCUGGAGUCUAACGAUGCAGUUUGUGCCUAUAGGAAGCACUUCCAGGGAAAGGAGCACUUGAAUUUCUACUGUACGGCCAGUAGUCAUGGCAACCUCAUUAUGUCUGUGAAACAUGACGAAGUGAAGGGGCAGGAGUAUCUGCACAUUAUCCUCAGGUCUAGGAUGAAGACAGUGUAUGAUAGGAUAUCUUUAGCAGACCUUACUGAGCUUCCCAGUGUCCCUCAACUAGCCAAGCUGCUCUGUGAGGAGGCAGUUGGUGUGCGGUUCUGUCCAGUUUUAUACCCCAAGGCCUCCCAUCUGAUAAUGAGCUACGAUGAGCAUGAGGUGAACACCACCUUCAAGUUUGGGGUCAUCUACCAGAGAUUUGGGCAGGUAUCAGAGGAGGAGUUGUUUGGGAACAGUGAGGAGACACCUGCAUUCACAGAGUUCCUAAGUCUCCUGGGAGACACUGUAGAACUACAUGACUUUAAAGGGUUCCGUGGCGGUCUGGAUGUAUGUCAUGGUCAGACGGGUUCUCAGUCGGUCUACACACACUACAGAGAACUGGAAAUCAUGUUCCAUGUCUCGACAAAGCUGCCCUACACAGAAGGAGAUAUGCAACAACUCCAGAGGAAGCGACACAUCGGAAAUGACAUUGUAGGAGUGGUGUUCCAAGAAGAGGCCACGCCCUUUGUGGCGGACAUGAUUGCCUCAAACUUCCUCCAUGCGUUUAUACUUGUGCAGGUGGAGAACCCUUGUACUGAACUCACCACCUAUAAGGUAUCCGUGACGGCACGAGAGGAUGUUCCUCCAUUUGGUCCGCCCCUCCCUAACCCUGCAAUCUUUAAAAAGGGUCCAGAGUUCAGAGAGUAUCUGCUCACCAAGCUGAUAAAUGCAGAGAACGCCUGCUACAAGAGUGACAGAUUUGCCAGGCUAGAGGAGCGGACACGGGCAGCACUGCUCGACAGUCUCCAUGACGAGCUGCACAGACACAGCCAGUGCAUGCUGGGAGUGGGAGUCAACUCUGAGGAGGAGCGGGCAGAGAAUGGUCAUUCCCACAGAGGACUGUUGGAGUCCAUCAAGGUCAGAAGCAUGACCAGAUGGACAAGGACAGGGACAAUCCUGGUGGGAGGAAUGGUCAGCAAAGUGGCAGCUGGAAUCGUCAGGCAUCGUCCUGAUCUGCAACACAACCAGGAGGACUUCGGACAGGGACAGCUAAGAGUCUUUCAAGCCUUGUACUUCAAAGGUGGGGUCUAAGACCUUGUGCCCUUCUAAUUUUAAAUGGAGCAGGAGGCAAGGAACAUUUUGAGUGCAAUCCUUAGAUAAAAAAUUGGGUGGAUUGGCUGGAAGUCAAUCCACCCACAUUGCCAAGCAUCAGCCAAAGGGACACCAACCAACCGCAACAACCCUGAAAGAGGGCAGGGUAUCGCCUACAGAGUUCACUCCUAUUGUUCGAGGUCCGCAUCGGAGAAACAACAGUAAGCCAGUGACUCCACCCCUGAUUGUAAUUGGAAAGAGGGCGUGCCAGUGGAGGUGAGAGCCUGUUUGGCAAGACAGCAAGAGCGGACAUUGUCAAGCCAGAAAUAACAAUUUCUGAAUGUGUUCAAAUUUGGUCCUAAAUAAAAAUAAAUCUGUUUAAAGUCAUAAACAAAAGAAAAUGCCAUGUCUUCUCCUUAUGUGCCACUAAUUACACUGAUAUUUUCCUGGAAAAAAAGUACAGAAACACAUGAUAAGAGCCAAAAUGGCGUCAGUUUCCAUAUAUACAAAAUGUUGUUGUUUUCCCCAGUUUACUUCUUCUGGCAUUGUCUUCAACAAGGUAGCAGACUUUCUUUUGGGCAUUUGUAACCAAAACACGGACGGACUGGUGUACAGUCUUUCAUUAACCUCCAUUUAUGGCUUCGCUAUCGGUCUAGCUUUGCUAUGGUGGCGGCGGUGUGGCACGAAGGUAUACUGUGAAUGGGGCAGAGAUGGGAGAGGACAGUGGAGGGGAGUGUCACUAGACUAGAGAAUUGUUAUCAGAUAGGGGGUAGAGGGAGGGGUAAGAAGGGGAAGAUUCUUGGAAGGGUUGAUAGCCCGUCUGUGCUAUUGCAUUUUGAGGAGGACAGGCUGCCAGACAAAGUUACCUUAGUGGCCAAACCGCUUAGGUGUUUUAACUGUCAUAGGUUUGGCCAUGUGGUGGCCCGGUGCAGGGAGAAGAGGUGUGCUAGAUGUGGGGGGGGGUCAUGAGUACGGGACAUGGUGAGAGUGUGCCGCCCAAGUGCUGUAGUUGUGGGGGAGCUCAUAGUGUGGCGUUUGGUGGUUGUGCGGUAAUGAAACAGGCGAUGAGGGUACAGGAAGUGAGAGUGGGGAAAAGGAUAUUGUAUGCUGAGGCAGUGAGGUUAGUGAAACAGCAAAGGGGUGAGGGAGUGAGGGAGAACAUGGCUGAUGCAGAGAGUGGGAGGUUGGAAGAGAAGGCAGGUGGAGAGGAGGGUUAUGUUGAAAAGAGGAAAUUGGUGGCGUUUAUUGCUGGAGUGGUUAGUGGAUAGUUGUGCUGAUAUUAAAUCAAAGACUGUACGGAUUCAGGUGGUAGUUAAGUUGGCAGAGAGGUAUUUGGGGGUGAAAAGGUUGACAUGGGAAGGGAUCCAAGAAGACCUUACUCAGCCGAGGCCAUAGUCAUGUCCCUCUGGAUCUUAGUUAUGGUGGUGGUCUUACAAUGGAAUGCUAGAAGCCUGAUCGCGAAUGGACAGGAAUUCAAGCAGUUCAUUGAGGAUAUGCCUGUAAAGCCUCACAUAGUUUGUAUUCAGGAAACGUGGCUGAAACAUCCUUGGAGUUUGUUUUGCUUAUGUUGGUGUGUGGAGGGAUAGAAAUGGAGGUGGGGGGGGUUGUUGUGCUACAUUUGUGAAAGGGGGGUUUCCGUACAGGGUGCUGGGAACAGAAUAUGUAGUGGUAGGGGUUUGGGUGAAUAGGGUGGAGUUGAAGGUUUUAAAUUACUAUAACCCUGUAAAAAGUUGGUUUUGGAGGCACUAGAAGGGGUGGCAGGUCAGGGUGUGUGUAAGGAGAUGUGGUGUGGGGAUUUUAAUGUGCAUAGUGUUCUUUGGGGAGGUGUAUGGACAGAUUGUUAUGGACAAGUGGUUGAGGAGCUCAUGGACUGGAGACAGUUGGUGUGUCUGAAUGAUGGGAGAGGGACGAGAGUAGAUAUGCGUACGGGAGAGGAGUUUGUGUUGGACUUGACUUUGGUGGCUAGUGAGUUGGUGGGAUUAUGUGAGUGGGAGGUUGAGGGUCGAUUUAUGAUUGGUAGAUUAUUUCAGUGGCAAUGGGGCAGAGGGGGAAGGCGGAAACAGUAGAAGGGUUAGGGAGGUGGGUGUUCAGUAAAGCGGAUUGGGAUACAUUUCAGUGAGUGAGUGAGCAGGGGAUGGGAGGUGGUGAGGAUGGGUGUAGGGAUGUGGAUAGUCUGAAUGCUGUGGUGUGAGCUCAGCCUUAAUUUCUGGAAAGAGACAGUAAAUAUACCUGUUUGGAAACCAGGUGGGAGGUACGACAUAUAACUGGAUAAAAAAUAUAUAUAUAUCAGAGGAUCGUACGAGUUAGGAUUGGACGGUCCUUUUCAGGCAAGUAUAUGGUGGAAAAUGGUACACCACAAGGCAGUGUGAUUAGCCCUUUAUUCUUUUUAAUUAUUAUUAAUGAUGUGUUUUCCCAGGUGGGGGCAGGCAUAGGGAAGUCGUUGUUUGUAUGAUGGGGCACUCUGGAAGAGGGGUAGAAAUGUGGCAGGAAGCAAUUGACAGGAAGCAAUUGAGGACCUAGAGAGAUGAGCGUUGGAAUGGGGGUUUAGAUUCUCAGUGAGCAAGACACAGACCAUGAUUUUUACGAGGAGAAAAGUGGGUUGGAGUUGCAGUUGAAAUUGUAUGGGGAGUGUGUUGAGAGAGUAACGGCGUUCAGGUUUCUGGGGAUCGUUUUUUAACCUAGGCUGACCUGGGUCGGGCAUGUGCAGAAGGUGGUCAGGAAGUGUAAGAAGGUGUUAAAGGUGAUGCGGUGCUUGACGGAAGUGGCGAGGGGGCGGAGCAUUCCUCUUUGAAGACAAUGUACAGUGGGGAGAACAAGUAUUUAAUACACUUCCGGUUUGA
This is a messenger RNA of Esox lucius (northern pike), 4916 nucleotides long. It is a transcript of the gene rap1gap2b, whose product is annotated as RAP1 GTPase activating protein 2b. The record is from RefSeq and is a predicted model, not a curated record. Gene Ontology annotation, cellular component: cytoplasm; plasma membrane. Gene Ontology annotation, molecular function: GTPase activator activity. The transcript is spliced from 17 exons. The coding region runs from base 415 to 2076 and encodes 553 amino acids. Gene Ontology annotation, biological process: activation of GTPase activity; regulation of small GTPase mediated signal transduction. NCBI's taxonomy places the organism in Eukaryota, Metazoa, Chordata, Actinopteri, Esociformes, Esocidae.